UUCCCCACCGACUCGCCUUCGCCAACGGAUUCGUGUUUCAAAAGCGAUCUUGGCGUGCGGCAGAAGUGAACAAGUGAAUCACGGCGUCCUGGAAAAAUUCGGUUUUCUGUGUGAAAUUCGCGCUAAAUCAAGACAAAAAUUACAGAAAUGGCUCAUCUGGAGAAGUUGCAGGAGAAAAUUGAAGGGAAUAUUGGUGAGAUAACACGCAAGAGUCUCAACAUUCUAAGAUCUCUGUGGGCCGAGCAAUAUGAGACAAAACUGUGCGAGGACAACAUCGCAGUGAUAGUAGAACACGUUCAGAGCUUCUUCGACGAGAUCAUUGAGGAGGCAAGGAAGAAAAGAACAGUAAUCCUCACUGACAUUGAAAACUUGCAAAAGGAGGCGUCGAACAUUCGCCGCCUCUUACAUGUGGACUUCCAGUUGAGUCCCGCCAAGGAUACUCCGCUGCACAGCCUCCGGGCCUAUCUGGAUGAGAGCCUUAGGAAUCUGCGUGAACAAUUGCGUGGCCGCAAGGAUGAGAUCUACGAGCUACUUAUGCAGCAAGAGGAACUCUGUGAAGAGCUGGGCGAGGAGUGUCGAGAGCUUGUGGAUGAUCCUCUGCCAACAGCUGAGGAUUUGCUGCGCUUCCGGGAGUAUCUCAAGUCGCUGAGUGAUCUGAAGGAGUCAAGAAUCGCCGAAGUGAUCAAAAUGCGUCGCGACAUCAAGAUGAAUCUGGUGGCUUUGGAGAUCACUCUGAUGACGGACGCAGACAAUGCCCUGGUGAACGGUCCUUUCCUCCUGACCAAGGACGGCAUAACUCAGUUGCGCGAUAUGCAGCAGCAUUUUGCAGAACUCGGGCGAGAGCUCAAGACGUCCAUCGAGUCCAUUCACAAAAAGCUCACAAUUCUUUGGGAUUACUUGGAAGUUGGUGAUGAGACGCGUCAGUCCUUCGAGAUUUACACUGAAAUAUCUCAGACUACUCACGACAGACUCAAGGAUGAGUUGAUAAGAUGUGAACUGGCGAAGAAGCAGAACAUCAAGAAGAUCGUGGACAAGAUUCGCGAUGAGAUCCGCUUCUGGUGGACUAAAACACUCAAAUCGGAUUUGGAGAUGUCGCGGUUCACAAAUUUCACGUCCGAACUGUACACGGAGGAUUUACUGACGCUGCACGAGAUGGAAUUGGAGGAGCUGAAGUUUCACUACAACAGCAACGAGCGCAUCUUCGAGUUGAUCUCGGAGAGGAAGACGCUGUGGGACAGAAUGCUGGCUCUGGAGAAGAGCGCCUCCAAUCCGAAUCGCUUCAACAAUCGUGGCGGUCAGCUUUUGCGUGAAGAGAAGGAGCGCAAGACGAUUGCAUCGAAGCUGCCGAAGAUCGAGGCGCAACUCACGGAGCUCGUGCAGGCGUAUGAAGGGACGAAUCACAGAAAGUUCACGAUGCACGGCGAGGUCGUUGAAGAUGUGAUUGCCAGUGACUGGGAGAAGAGGAAGCUGGACAAGGAGAAGGUGAUGAGCGCCAGGAAGAUGAUCAAGAGCACCACACCCACGCCUUUUGGACACUCUCGUUUGCUCACGCCGAUGCCGAGUCGCUCAAAUCUCACCGCUUCGACGACGACCAUCGCGAGGAACAAGUCGAAAACUGUGGGAGCAAAGCCUGCAAUGACCACAGCUGUGAAGCGCAAGAUGGGUCAGCAUCCGGAUGAAUCCAGAGCUAAGAGGAGUAUCCUGAAGGAUCUUCGCAGUCCUAAUGUGUUUGUCAGACCGAAGACCGUCGUGAAGCCGACCAAGAGAGUGGUGCACAAAGUAAUUGCGACUAUGCAAAAUAGAGAAGGGAAGCGACGAAGCAGCGGGAAAUAUCGCAUGUCGAGUGGAAAGAUUGUUAGCCGAGGAUCUCUUCCCAGAAUCAGAAUCAAUUCUGAGAAUUUGGAUUCUGAUUCUACUUCUUACGAGUGCUUUGAGACAUACUUGGGCGAUCGUUCGCCCUGUCGAUCGUCGAUUCUCGAGAAGGGCCCUGUGAAGAAGUUGCCGACGACGCCUUCCAAGCCAUCGACGUCCAAGCCCGUGAGUGGCGUAGAGCAGAAGUCGAUGCUGGGACAGCGCACUCCGUCCCCAGGGAAGAAGCUCUCGACAAAGAAUCUUCCCAUAUUAAUAUGAAUGUCCAGACUGUGUCUUUCUGUUUAAAUCCUUGAGGAUUAAGUAUUUUUAUAUUUGUACCUUCAUUAUGAAUUAAAAGCAA
Molecule: messenger RNA, 2212 nt
Organism: Phlebotomus argentipes
Lineage: Eukaryota; Metazoa; Arthropoda; Insecta; Diptera; Psychodidae
Product: protein regulator of cytokinesis 1-like
Exons: 7
Coding region: 148-2130 (660 amino acids)
Biological process (GO): mitotic spindle midzone assembly; microtubule cytoskeleton organization
Cellular component (GO): spindle; mitotic spindle midzone; cytoplasm
Molecular function (GO): microtubule binding
Source: RefSeq, a predicted model, not a curated record